Messenger RNA from Sparassis crispa, 2277 nucleotides. RefSeq names its product 3-isopropylmalate dehydratase. The coding region runs from base 1 to 2277 and encodes 758 amino acids. Gene Ontology annotation, biological process: L-leucine biosynthetic process. The transcript has 9 exons. Gene Ontology annotation, molecular function: 4 iron, 4 sulfur cluster binding; 3-isopropylmalate dehydratase activity. Lineage: Eukaryota; Fungi; Basidiomycota; Agaricomycetes; Polyporales; Sparassidaceae. Gene Ontology annotation, cellular component: 3-isopropylmalate dehydratase complex. The record is from RefSeq and is a predicted model, not a curated record.
AUGCCUGCUCCUGUUCAGAAGCCGCGCACUCUGUACGAUAAAAUUUGGGACGAUCACGUUGUAGAUGUCCAGGAUGACGAUCUCGCCCUCAUCUAUAUUGAUAGGCAUAUGGUCCACGAGGUGACAAGUCCGCAGGCGUUCGAGGGAUUACGAGUAUCUGGUCGUUCUGUUCGCCGCCCGGAUUGUACUUUGGUCACUGUAGACCACAAUGUGCCCACAUUCUCCCGAAAGGAAUUCACAGACAUCGGGUCGUUCGUCACUGAGCCAAAUUCUCGUGCUCAAUGCCAGGCUCUGGAGGAGAACGUGAAGCAAUUUGGAUUGCCGUACUUUGGCAUGAAGGACCGCCGUCAAGGUAUCGUUCAUGUCAUUGGUCCAGAACAGGGCUUUACGCUUCCUGGCAUCACUUGCGUCUGCGGCGAUUCUCACACUUCUACUCAUGGCGCGUUCGGAUCUCUUGCUUUUGGUAUCGGAACGUCCGAGCUCGAGCACGUGCUAGCUACACAGACUUUGCUCCAGAAGAAGAGCAAGAAUAUGCGCAUUAAUGUUGAAGGCACCCUGAACGAAGGUGUCACGUCCAAGGACGUGAUCCUACACAUCAUCGGUGUCAUCGGUACAGCCGGUGGCACUGGUUGUAUCGUUGAGUACGCCGGCUCUGUCAUCCGCGGGUUCAGCAUGGAGGCGCGCAUGAGCAUGUGCAACAUGAGCAUCGAGGGCGGUGCUCGCGCAGGCAUGGUCGCGCCAGACGAGAUCACCUUCAACUAUCUCCGCAACCGCCCGCUUGCGCCCAAGGGCGAGCUCUGGGACCGCGCCGAGGCCUACUGGCGGACGCUGAAGUCCGACGAAGGCGCGAAGUUUGAUGUAGAAGUGAACCUCCGCGGCGAGGACAUCUUUCCCACUGUCACAUGGGGAACUUCGCCGCAGGACGUCGUCGCUAUCACCGGGAAUGUCCCCAAUCCGGCUGCAGUCGCGGACGCGGCCAAGCGCGCGAACAUGGAACGUGCCUUGAGCUACAUGGGUCUCGUUCCCGGGACCCCCAUGCAGGACAUCAAGGUUGACAAGGUGUUCAUCGGGUCGUGCACGAACAGUCGUAUCGAGGAUCUGCGCUCUGCGGCCCGCAUUGUUUUGGCUGCUGGACCGGACGCGAAGGUCGCUCCGGGCGUGGACGCCUUGAUCGUUCCCGGCUCGGGCCUGAUCAAGCGGCACGCCGAGGCGGAGGGCCUUGACUUGAUCUUCAAGCGCGCAGGCUUCGACUGGCGCGAAGCUGGUUGCUCGAUGUGUAUCGGUAUAAAUCCGGACAAGCUGGCGCCGGGCGAGCGGUGUGCAAGCACGAGCAACCGAAACUUCGAGGGCCGUCAGGGUGCAGGCGGACGCACGCACUUGGUCAGCCCCGCCAUGGCCGCCGCGGCUGCUAUGACAGGCAAGUUGACGGACGUGCGGAAAUUCCUGGGGGGCGACGUCACGACGAAAAACCCUCUCAAACCGACCAGCGAGUACGAUUUCUUCACUGACCCCGUCGAGCCGGCGCCAGAACCGGAACCGCUCACAAAGACAGAGUCUGCUUCCAGCAAGCCUCUACCUCCGACGGAAACCCCUUCCAGCGUUGCCAAGUUCGUCGUCCUCAAGGGCAUUGCUGCACCACUGCACCUGGAGAACGUCGAUACGGAUAUGAUCAUCCCUGGCCGGUUCUUGAAGACGUUGAAGCGUACCGGUCUCGCGGACAACCUAUUCUACGCCCUCCGCAGGGACCGUGAGACCACCGAGUUUAACGACGAGAUGGUCCUCAACAGGGAGCCGUGGAAGCAUGCCAAGAUUCUCGUCUGCACGGGGAGGAACUUCGGCUGUGGAAGCUCUCGCGAGCAUGCGCCAUGGAGUUUGAAAGAUUUUGGGAUCCUGUCUAUCAUAGCUCCCAGCUACGGAGACAUCUUCAAGAGCAACACGAUGCAAAACGGCAUGUUACCGGUGACACUCUCAGAGGCAGAGUGUCGUGACCUAGCGGAAGACGCAGAGGCGGGGUUGGAGAUCGAAGUCGACCUCGAAAAGCGGGAGAUCCGUCGGCCAAACGGCAAGCCCCCGAUUCCCUUCACCGUGGACGAGUUCCGCAGGCACUGCCUGCUGAACGGGCUGGACGACAUUGCUCUGACUCUGCAGAAGGUUGGAGCGAUCGGGCAGUUCGAGCAGCGAAGAAGUGAGACAUGGCCGUGGUUGGACGGGUUUGGCUACAAGGGACAAAAGAUUCCCGUCGCCCCGGUGAAGAAGACAACGAAGAUGGAGUGGUGA